This is a messenger RNA of Oldenlandia corymbosa var. corymbosa, 923 nucleotides long. The record is from the annotation of a GenBank genome assembly. Lineage: Eukaryota; Viridiplantae; Streptophyta; Magnoliopsida; Gentianales; Rubiaceae.
UUAAACUCAAGCUGUACAGUAACCCCAUAAUCACCAUUCCCAUUCCCAUUUUUCUCUUCAUCUCUCUCUUUACUGCGUGUCUGCGUGUUUUUCUUCUUUGUUGAGUCCAAUCCAAAAAAGACAAACAAGAAAAGUAGUGGUGUGUGGAACCACCCCCCACAAUGGCAGGAACUCUGUUUUCUUCGUCUCCAUCAAUGGUGGCAGUCUUUUCAUGCCUGUUCUUCCUCAUGAGCUACUCAGAAGCUGGUAGGGAGAUUUUAGUUGGUAAUAAGUCGGAUUCCUGGAAGAUCCCUCCUCGUCCAGAUUAUUUCAACAAAUGGGCUCAGAAUUCCCGUUUCAUCAUUGGUGAUACUUUAGUGUGGAAAUACGAUGGAUCGAAAGACUCUGUUUUGCAAGUGAACAAAAGGGAUUACGUGACUUGCAACACAUCGAGCCCAAUCGCAGCAUACAGAGAUGGAGACACGAAGGUGAAGCUGAACGAAUCAGGGCCUCACUAUUUCAUCAGUGGGGCAGUGGAUCAUUGUGAAUAUGGUCAGAAAAUGAUCGUUGUGGUUCUGUCUGAAGAGCACAGCAGGAUUGUUCCUUCUCCAGCUCCUUCCCCUGUUCAACAAGAGUUCCAGAGUCCUGCCAUGCCUCCUGUUAGCAGAGCUUCAAGCUUAGCAGGAGGAUGUAGCUUAAUAGGGAUGCUAAUGGUGGGUUUAAUCGCUGGGAUCAUCUCGUCCGGCUUGUUCUAGAUUUUGAUUUGUUGGUAAUUUAGUUAAUUUGGCAGUGUGGUGGGGGGGAUUACAAAAGGGAUUUUGAGUUCGUCCCAACAAUUUCGAAUUUGUAUUCUUUGAUUUAUUCUAUUUCAUUUGUUAUUGAAGAAGAAGAGCAAUUUUGUUUUUUGCAAACUAAUUUUGGCUAUGGUCACAUUUAUCAGCACC